This is a messenger RNA of Oryctolagus cuniculus (rabbit), 4297 nucleotides long. The record is from RefSeq and is a predicted model, not a curated record. Lineage: Eukaryota; Metazoa; Chordata; Mammalia; Lagomorpha; Leporidae.
GCCUGGGGGAUGGGCAGGGCCUUGGCUGAGCAGGCCCAAAGAGGCUACAGGACUUGGUCCGCGUCCGUGGCGACACCAGCCCCUCUCGGGUUUAGCAACCGAGAGGCCGGAGUCUGGGAGCUGGCAGGAGUCAGGACACCGGGGCUCAGCUGGACCCUGCUGUCCGGCGGCCUGGAGGUCCCUGGGCGCUUCCCUGGCGGAGCCCGAGGCAGAACGGCUUGGGGGGGAGUGAUCCCAGUGACAGUGGCUCCGCCGCGGUGGGGGCUGGGCCCUGAAAGGCUGUCCCCCCCCCAGGGAGGGGGCUCCCCCACCCCACCCCGAGGAGUUAAGGGGGCUGGGGGCCGGGCAGGGGAGGGAGCUGUGUCUCGUGAUGCUGUACUUCCUCCCCGCCGGCUCUGCCACUCGCUGCAGGGCCACCAAGCGGCCUGGUCCCACGGGUGCCCCCUGGUCUCUGGCCGCGCUGUGGGGAAGGAGGGGGCUCAGCAGGUCUUCCCUAAGAGGGGCCGGGAGGUCCUGCGGGCCUGUGUCCCCACGAGCAGCUGCCGGACGCCCUCUUCCUCCCCUGUGCGACUGGGCCUGGUGCCUGGCCUGGCCGGCGGUGUGUCCGCCCUGGCUCGCUCCUUCUUCCCGCCAGACCCGUGUGUGUGUGUGUGUGUGUGUGUGUGUGUGUGUAAUGUUUAUCACUCCCCAAAUGUCCAGUGUGUGUGUGUGUGUGUGUGUGUGUAAUGUUUAUCACUCCCCAAAUGUCCAGUGUGUGUGUGUGUGUGUGUGUGUUUAAUGUUUAUUUGUUUUACUUGAAAGGCAGAGAGAGAGGUCUUCCUUCUGCUGGUUCACUCCCCAAUGUCCACAGUAGCCAGGGAUGGACCAGGCUGAAGCCAGGAGCCCAGAACUCCCUCUGGCUCUCCCAGAGGGGUGGCAGGGCCCACUUGGGCCGGCAUCCACUGCCUCUCGGGACACACGAGCAAGAAGCGAGAUUGGAGGCAGAGGGGCCGAGACGGGAACCGGCACAGAUGCGCACGGGACUGCUCUAGCCGGGCCUUAGCCCAGUGCGCCCCGACCGCUGUAGCCUAGGCCCCUGGAGUGUGCAUGGAACGCGGAGGACUUGAAUGACAGCCGCCAGGCACAAGGCUGCCAGGGCUCAGGCCCCCAGCCCGUGCUGGCCCCAGCCUCGUCCUGUCCUCAGGCCCUGCAGAGCUGGCUUAGAAGGGUGACGCUUGGAGCCCAGCUGCCCCGUGGCCUCACGGGCGGUGUUGUGUCCACAGUGUCUCAGUGCAGCUGAGGGGUCGGGGGUGGAGGCCAGGGGAGGUCAUGUGAGCCCCGUUGUUGCUGAACCUCAUUAGGGGCCAAGGCGGCAGGGGUCGGGCCUUGCUCGCUGGUGCCCUCCUGUGUGCCCUUUCCCGGCCACCACCCGUCCCCACACCUUGCCCCUGCCUGCCCAGGUGCGCACGGCAGCUGGGAUGCGGCGUGACCGCAGCCUUGGGUCAGUGCCCUGGCCCGGCAAGGCCGCCGUGGGUGGGUGACACUGAGCCAUUGCCAAGGAGACUUGGUGAAGCCAGCGUGGCGGAAGGAGCCACACGCCUGCCACCUCUGCUGUGCCUGGGCCCCGACACCGUGUGUCCCCUGGAGCUGGUCAGGGUGGAGUCCCAGCACCAGCCACCUCAGCUCCUGCAGACAGAGCCACGAACCCCCUGAACAAGGAGCUGGACUGGGCCAGCAUCAACGGCUUCUGCGAGCAGCUCAGCGAGGACUUUGAGGGGCCUCCGCUUGCCACCCGGCUGCUGGCCCACAAGAUCCAGUCCCCGCAGGAGUGGGAGGCCCUCCAGGCCCUGACGGUGCUGGAGACAUGCAUGAAGAGCUGCGGCAAGCGCUUCCACGACGAGGUGGGCAAGUUCCGCUUCCUCAACGAGCUCAUCAAGGUCGUGUCUCCCAAGUACCUGGGCUCCCGGACGUCCGAGAAGGUGAAGGGCAGGGUCCUGGAGCUGCUGUACAGCUGGACGGUCGGCCUGCCCGAGGAGGCCAAGAUCGCCGAGGCCUACCAGAUGCUCAAGAAGCAGGGGAUAGUGAAGUCUGACCCCAAGCUCCCGGACGACGCCAUCUUCGCCCUUCCUCCUCCACGGCCCAAGAACGUCAUCUUUGAAGAUGAGGAGAAAUCCAAGAUGCUGGCCCGCCUGCUCAAGAGCUCGCACCCUGAGGACCUCCGAGCAGCCAACAAGCUCAUCAAGGACAUGGUGCAGGAGGACCAGAAGCGGAUGGAGAAGAUCUCGCGGCGGGUCAGUGCCAUCGAGGAGGUGAACAGCAACGUGAGGCUGCUCACGGAGAUGGUGAUGAGCCACAGCCAGGGCGGCGCGCCCUCGGGCGGCAGCGAGGACCUCAUGAAGGAACUAUACCAGCGGUGUGAGCGGAUGCGGCCCACGCUCUUCCGACUGGCCAGCGACACCGAGGACAACGACGAGGCCUUAGCCGAGAUCCUGCAGGCCAAUGACAACCUCACCCAGGUGAUCAACCUGUACAAGCAGCUGGUGCGCGGCGAGGAAGUCAACGGGGACGCCACGGCCAGCGCCAUCCCUGGCCCUGCUGGACGCUCCCCUCCCGCCCUAGGGAGCACGUCAGCCCUGCUGGACCUCUCGGGCCUGGACCUCCCUCCUGCCGGGGCCACGCCCCUGGCCCCGCCUCCUGGCCCUGGCAGCCAGGCCAGCCCGGAGCAGCUCAGCGCCUCAGUUUCCCUGCUUGACGACGAGCUCAUGUCCCUGGGCCUGAGCGACCCCACACCCGCUGCGGGCCCCGGCUUGGAUGGCGCCGGGUGGAACAGCUUCCAGUCCUCCGAGGGCACUGAGCCCCCAGCCCCCACUCCGGCCCAGGCCCCCAGCACGCACAGCCGCCCCCCGGCACCGGCGUCCGUGCCGACGAGCAGCGGCCUGGAUGACCUGGACCUGCUGGGGAAGACACUCCUGCAGCAGUCGCUGCCCCCGGAGUCCCAGCAAGUGCGGUGGGAGAAGCCGCAGCCAGCGCCCCGGCUCACGCUGCGGGACCUGCAGAGCAAGAGCAGCGGCAGCUCGCCCAGCUCCAGCGCCGGCUCCAGCGCCGGCAGCCUGCUCCACGCCACGUCCCCGGAGCCCCCUGCGCCCGCGCAGCAGCCCACGCCCACCGAGCUCUCCCUUGCCAGCAUCACUGUGCCCUUGGAGUCCAUCAAACCCAGCAGCAUCUUGCCCGUGACUGUGUACGACCAGCAUGGCUUCCGCGUCCUCUUCCACUUCGCCCGCGACCCCCUGCCGGGGCGCGCCGACGUGCUGGUGGUGGUGGUGUCCAUGCUGAGCACAGCGCCCCAGCCCAUCCGCAACAUCGUCUUCCAGUCGGCUGUCCCCAAGGUCAUGAAAGUGAAGCUGCAGCCACCCUCGGGCACGGAGCUGCCCGCCUUCAACCCCAUCGUGCACCCCUCAGCCAUCACCCAGGUCCUGCUCCUCGCCAACCCGCAGAAGGAGAAGGUUCGCCUCCGCUACAAGCUCAUCUUCACCAUGGGCGACCAGACCUACAACGAGAUGGGGGACGUGGACCAGUUCCCCCCGCCCGAGACCUGGGGCAGCCUCUAGAACGGGGAGGAGGGCGGGGCCGAGCCACCGGCCAGCCCGGGACCCCCUGUGCGCCCCGCGGCCACGCCUCCGCCCCGGCCUGGUGCUUUGCCCCACCCCUGCGGCUCCCAGUGACUCUGCCUGCUCCCUCCUGAGGCUGGGCCUGGGUUUGCACUUCUGGGGCCCCAGCACCAGUGGGAGCCUGGGGCCGAGACGGGCUGCAUGGGCCUGGAAGGACCUUGGGUGGCGGGAAGAAGCAGGCUGUUGGGGAAGGGCAGGCGUGGAGGCAGCCCCACCCCGGCCUGCGGCGGCGUCUUUACCGCCUGUCUCUUAUGCCUUAUGGGAAGGCCCAGCCAUAACCCGGGAGCCGUGCUGGAGCUGGGGCCAGCCUCGCCUCCGCCAUAGGACGCCCGUGAACGGGGGUGGCCCUGCACCCCCAGCUAUUUGCACUCUGGUGUGUGGUUUGACUCCGCUUUUCUUUCAGAGUGGCCCUGUGGUCACGGUCGCAGGGGGCUGCACCGGGGGAGCCCCACCCGGCCCCACCUCUGCCCAGGAGGCCUCCCUCGGCCCCGGGUCUGCUGUGGGGCUGUGGGGCCCCUGGAGUCCUCAGUGUGACCCCUUCGGUCCUUGGCCUCUGCUGGGGCCUCCUGUCCACCCCCGUCCGUGGUCAGAAGUGGGCUCAGUGUGAGUGGGAGGAGUAUUUAUGAAAAUAAAAUGUCCAUUUUCCUGGA